This is a messenger RNA of Eruca vesicaria subsp. sativa (arugula), 1686 nucleotides long. NCBI's taxonomy places the organism in Eukaryota, Viridiplantae, Streptophyta, Magnoliopsida, Brassicales, Brassicaceae. The record is from the annotation of a GenBank genome assembly.
AUGAAGACAAUUCUUAGAUCAGUCAGCUUUAAUAACGACAAUGACUCGGAUUCAACCAUCACUGAACCACCUGAAACUAGAAAGAUGCGAUACAACAGAUCUUUUAACAUGAAAGGGACACAAAGAAGACCUAGCCUCUCUUCAGAAGACGUGGAGAACAAGCUUUCUUUAAAGCCUUUAACGUUCAUGAAAGAAGAUGACGGAUACAAAAUGCGAAUAUGGAGGCCUUUAUCCGAAAACGAUCAUGUCAACGAGUUUCUAGCGUUAAUAACUGACGGAAGAUACCAAGCUGCGUUGAAGUUGCAGAAGGUUUAUAGAAGCUUUCGAACCAGGAGAAGGCUAGCUGAUUGUGCUGUGGUGGUUGAGCAAAGAUGGUGGAAGGUACUUGACUUUGCUGAACUUAAAAGAAGUUCUAUAUCGUUCUUUGAAAUUGAGAAGCAAGAGACUGCAAUUUCACGCUGGUCUAGAGCAAGAACAAGAGCUGCUAAGGUGGGUAAAGGCUUGUCAAAAGAUGAGAAAGCUAGGAAGUUGGCUUUGCAACACUGGCUUGAGGCAAUAGAUCCUCGACAUCGCUAUGGCCACAAUCUGCAAUUCUAUUACCAUGCAUGGCUCCAUUGUGACAGUUACCAGCCCUUUUUCUAUUGGCUUGACAUAGGAGAAGGAAAAGAACUGAACCAUGAAAGAUGUCCAAGAUCAAAACUCUACCAACAAAGCAUCAAGUAUCUUGGUCCGACUGAAAGAGAAGCAUAUGAAGUGGUGAUUCAGGACAGCAAACUAAUCUAUAAGCAAAGUGGGAUAGUUCUGGACACAAAAGAAGGUCCUCCAGAUACAAAGUGGAUUUUUGUCCUAAGCGUGUCUAAGAUAAUGUAUGUUGGGAUGAAGAAAAAGGGAAACUUUCAACAUUCUAGUUUUCUUGCUGGAGGGGCUACCUUAUCUGCUGGUAGGAUUGUGGUUGAUGAUGGUGUUCUUAAGGCAGUUUGGCCUCAUAGUGGACAUUAUCUACCCACAGAAGAGAAUUUUCUGGCGUUCAUGUCGUUUCUUAGGGAGAACAAUGUCGACCUCACAGAUGUAAAGAAGAGUCCAGAUGAAGAUGAUGGAGAACAUCAUUUCAAGGUCAAGAGAAUGCCUUCAAGAAUCAAAGAGGUUGAAGAAGAACCAUCUGACUUUGUGGACGCUGAGACUGGUGAAAGUCCAAACGCUAAACCCAAAACUCCUGCAGAGAAACAGACAUUAACAAGGUUCCAUAAGGACAUGGUUGAGGAUGAUCAGUAUGAUGAAGAAGAAGAAGAGACUGGAACACCUUCAGAAGAAGGAUAUGAGACAGCAGAGGAGACAUUCAUAGCUGAGGAAGAGUUUGCAUACCCUAAAUCUCAUCUCUUCGAUGAAGACAUUGAAGAAUACGAGCAGCCUGUGCCUAAGGAGAAGAUAAUGAAGAGGAUAGAUUCACACAAAGGAAUCAAAUCUUAUCAGUUAGCUGAGAGGCUACACUCUAGAUGGAGUACUGGUGCAGGGCCUAGGAUCAGUUGUAUGAGAGAUUACCCUUCAGAGCUUCAGUUUAGGGUUCUUGAACAAGCUCAACUAUCUCCAAGAGCUUCAAGCUCUAACCCAUCUCCUUUUGCUCCAGUUAGAUCACGUGGAACAAGUCUUGGGAGAAGUCCUUUCUCUCAAGAACUUGAGAGGCUUUAG